AUACACGGACGUAACACAGGUAUACACAAAUGCCGCAGUCAGUUCUGUGUGUAUGUCAUGUCGGAAUACGACAGUGUCGACUCGACAUAUGACGAUGUCGGACGGUGGUGGUGUAACUCUCAUCUCAAAUUAUAUCCAUUUAUGACUUUUUAUUCCGUUAGUCGAUUUUUUAGAAAGGAACUAGUUUACUGCAAUGGUAGAAGAUAGAAACUGUAUUGGCUGCCGAGUUGACUGUGAAGGUCACAUAGGUACUGUGAAAUAUGUUGGAACAGUGGGUAACACAAAGGGACAAUGGUUAGGCAUUGACUGGGAUGAUCCCAGCAGAGGAAAGCACAAUGGUACAUAUGAAGGAUUAAAAUACUUUGAGACUUGGCAUCCUACCUCAGGCUCCUUUAUUCGUCCUGGCAAAGCCAAUUUUGGAAUAUCGUGCCCUGAAGCCAUUAAAGUUCGAUAUGGCUAUAUAGACGACGAACUAGCUGGCAUUGAUAGGGACUCUAUAGCCAGUGUUCAAAAAUCUAUCAAUGCGCCAUUUGUAGAAAUGGUUGGAUUUUCUAAGGUUAACAAAAAACAGAGUAAAUUUGACCAACUAAAAAUAGUGUGUAUGCAAGCCCAGUGUAUAAGUAGUGCAGGCUAUCCAGGUGAAUUGGCUGCCCUAUGCUCAAUGAUUGAAGAGCUAGAUUUAUCGCAUAAUUUGAUAAAUUCUUGGAAGGUAGUGGCUGAGAUUUGUACAGAAUUGCAGAUUUUACAGCAAUUAAAUGUCAGCGACAACCACUUACCGGUUGAAAAUGGAAUGGAAAUAUAUGCACAUGCCUUUCCAGUAUUAAGGCAUUUAACUAUGGGACGAAUGAAGUAUGAUUGGCCGGCAGUAAUGCAAUGUCUCAAAGCAUUUCCAUCUAUUCAGGAACUUAUAGUAUCUUAUAACAACAUUGAAACUAUAAGUGGAGUAGAAGAAAGUUUGAAUAUUAUGAAAUUGACUGAAUUAUCCUUGGAACAUAAUCUUAUCUCUAAUUGGAAUGAAGUUUUGAAAUUGGGCAUACUGCCAUGUUUAAAGGGUCUUAAUUUAAACUCAAACAAAAUUGAAGAUAUUAGAUUUCCUACCACUGAACCCACUGAUAAAUCUCAUCUGUUUCCUAAUUUAACUCAGUUACACAUAUCUAAUAACAAUAUACGAGACUGGCGAUCUAUAAGUGAGUUGGAAAAACUUCACAGACUACAAGAUUUGAAAUUUCGUGAAAAUCCAGUUUUAAAAGAGCAAAACGUACAGACAGGAAUACAAUUAGUGAUAGCCAGAAUAUCAGCCUUGCAAUAUUUUAAUGGAACAGAAAUCAUACCAUCGGAAAGGCGAGGAGCGGAAUAUGACUAUUUGAAAUUAUUUGCCUCAGGAUGGAGAAGUUCUGAGCAGGACAUUUUAAAGAGGAAAGAAUUCAUCACAAAUCAUCCACGAUUCCCUGCAUUAGUAGAGAAAUACGGAGUGCCGGACACUUCAGAAUCAACAAAAAGUACCCAACUAUCGUCAAAUGUUAUAACUGUAGAGUUUGUGUGUCCAGAUAAUCCGAAUAUUAAAAGCAUAAAAAAGAAAUUACUGAAAAACAUGGAUGUACAAAAGCUAAUGGGUAUUGUUCAAAGACUGUUUAGAAUUAACGGUAAAAUUCCGACGCUCUCUUUCGUCCGGCCUAAUGUUUCCGAAGACGAAAUACCGCUGGACAAGCCACUACAAGAACUAAGCUAUUACCUCAUCGAUGAAGGUGAUCUAAUCCUCGUGCGCUGGUGAUAUUAAAUUAAUAUAGUAUUUAUAGAUAUAACUGUAUUUUUUACACUGUUAAUGUUAAUAAUUCGCUGCCGUACUUUGUUAUUAAACUUUUUUCAACGCAA
This is a messenger RNA of Nasonia vitripennis (jewel wasp), 1872 nucleotides long. RefSeq names its product tubulin-specific chaperone E (gene Glo1). Gene Ontology annotation, molecular function: protein binding. NCBI's taxonomy places the organism in Eukaryota, Metazoa, Arthropoda, Insecta, Hymenoptera, Pteromalidae. The record is from RefSeq and is a predicted model, not a curated record. Bases 194 to 1771 code for a protein of 525 amino acids. The transcript has 8 exons.